Messenger RNA from Populus trichocarpa (black cottonwood), 2175 nucleotides. RefSeq lists its product as uncharacterized. NCBI's taxonomy places the organism in Eukaryota, Viridiplantae, Streptophyta, Magnoliopsida, Malpighiales, Salicaceae. The transcript is spliced from 6 exons. The record is from RefSeq and is a predicted model, not a curated record. The coding region runs from base 577 to 1701 and encodes 374 amino acids.
GACGGAUCCACUCGACAUCUGCGGCAGCUCCGGCGACUCCUCCCCCUGUACUUCUGGACUUCAUUCUCCGAGCUCGAGUGCUGAAACUGUAUAGGCAAGCACUAAGGACUACAAGGAGAGCACCUGGUGACGCUAGAGGACGAAGAAAAUAGUAUUGAAGUGUUGUUCAUCAAUAAUGUUUAUGAUGAAAAACAGAGCAGCAUUUGUCAUACGUUUCAGGAAGGCAACUGUUGUGCGGAUUGAUUCGUUAAUUAUGAUCAUGGCUUUGUACUUACGCUCGUUUAUUAUAAAAAGGAAAACCCUUACGGUUGGCAAUUUGCAGUCAAGCCAGGAGUCAACCCAAAGAUACAGAAAGAUGGAGGAAACAUGAGAGACUAAUCCAAUGGCAAGGAGCCGUCUGUUCCGCCAACUACAAAAUCAAACAAGCCCCUAAAAUCGUGCACCCACGACACCUACGCGCAAGGAACACCUUAGACAAGAAAAAGACGCAGCCUUUCAUCUCCCUCUCAUUGCUCUUCAAUCAAUCAUUUUCCUCCUUUUCUAUUUUGUUGGUUGUGUUCUUUUGCAUUGAGUUCUAUGAGGAAGUUGUGUCCAAAUUAUGAUAGGGAAGAUGCACUUGACACCGUCUUGGAGGUUCCUAUACCGGAAGAGAUGUUCACAAAAAUGGGCAACAAUUCAGCUUCCCGUUGGCAAAACAUGCGUGCAUUGAUGAAUGCUCAAGCUGCUGCUGAUAAAUCAACCCAUCUCCAAUCUAAAUCAAAUACUGAAUUUAUAGCAUUGCUUAAGCUUGUUGGCUCUCCUCUUAUCCCUUUUCAGGCCCACCCUGACCAGCCACUCACUCGUCCUCUCAAAGAUUGUUCCAUUGGAGCUUCUACCGCAAAAUAUAUAGUACAACAAUAUAUAGCAGCAAUUGGAGGACCAUUGGCGCUGAAUUCAGUGAAGAGCAUGUAUGCAGUAGGGCAGGUUAAGAUGGCUGCAUCAGAAAUGCACCAAGGUGAUGACAGUGUGCACGCAGAAGGCAAGUCUGAGGUUGGUGGAUUUGUACUAUGGCAAAAAAACCCUGAUUUAUGGUACCUAGAACUAGUUGUUUCUGGUUACAAGGUUAGUGCAGGCAGUGAUGGCAAGGUUGCUUGGAACCAGUCCUCUUCUCAGGCCUCUCAUGCUAAUAGAGGUCCUCCAAGACCCUUGCGGCGGUUCUUCCAGGGAUUGGAUCCAAGGUGCACUGCCAACUUGUUCUUAGAAGCAGUAAGCAUUACAGAGAAGAAAGUGAGCAAUGAAGACUGCUUUGUAAUCAAGCUCGAGACCGACUCGAACACCCUUAAAGCUCAAAGUUCUUCCAACACAGAAAUUGUACACCAUAUAAUAUGGGGCUACUUCAGCCAAAGAACAGGACUCCUUGUCAAAUUCGAGGAUACGAAAUUAGUGAAGAUGAAACCGAUUAAAGGAAAUGAUAAUGUGUUUUGGGAGACAAGUAUGGAGUCAGUGGUUGGAGAUUAUAGAUAUAUUGAAGGCAUCAAUGUAGCACAUAGUGGAAAGACUACAGCAACACUUCACAGAUAUGGAGCAUCACAUAAUCAUAAGAGGAAAAUAGAGGAAACAUGGAUGAUUGACGAAGUUGAUUUUAAUAUAUGUGGGUUGUCAAUGGAUUGUUUUUUACCUCCUGCUGAUCUAAAGAGAGAACAGGAAGGAGGAGAGCAGUGACCAACUUACUUUCAUUUUUUUUUUUUUUGGAAUAGGGGAACAGAAAUGUGAGUUAAAGAUUGCAGGUUGAAGGGAAAUUCCCUGUACAUGUAGGAAAGUGGAAAAUUUCUUAUAGAGGAGAAGAGUGUUGGAAACAAGAGAGAAAAGUCUUGUUCUUGUUCAGAAAAACUAUGUUUUUGUUUACACUUUGCUCGAUGGAGGAAUUCUUCCAACAAUAAGGCGCAACCCCUCGUUUUCAACAACACACGCUAUUACAAUGGAUAGCUAUGCGCAAUGCUUACGUUCCUUUCAUAUGGUAAGAAUCUGGUCAUCCGCGCGCUUUCUACCUGUCAUAAUGCACAGUAGCCCUCGUAAACCUCCAGUAUUUUAGGAAUAUUCACCGUUCCGUACUGUAUAUAUUUAAAUUGAGACUUGAACUAAUUGAAAUAUUCACCAUUCCCUAUUCUAUACACUACCGGUUUGUUUAAAAUUUUA